AUGAACGAAGACGAUUUAUUAAAUGACCCUCAAAUAAAAAAUAGCACACUUCCAAAGGAAGAAGAACAAAAUACCCCCCUCCCCCCCAAACCUAAAAUUUCUCUGCUAGAAAUUACAUUUGAUAUUAAUCAAGUGGAAAGAGCUUACAGUAAUGGUUCACAUAAUUUUACAAUAAAAUUUGAAGAAACAUUUAUUUUCCAAGAAAAAAAAAUUGAGCAGAUAAUUAUUAAAGGAAGUAAAAUUGAUUCAUUUUCCCAACAAGGUAAAUUAGAAGUUGGAAAAAGAGUAGUUAUUUCAGGUAUUAAGAUAGGCAAAGAAUUAAGUUUACACACAGCUAAUAUAUUCAAUUCUGAUGGUCUAUGUACCUUGAAAAUUAACAAUGAUGAUUCUUUUGCCGAAAUCAAAUCGGUAACUAGCACUUAUGGUGGGGUUUCAGCCAAAAAUGAAGCCCUGUGGAAAGAGGAAAAUAGUUUAGAUCAAUUAGCGAUUGAACUUUUGGAUAUUAUUGAAAAAAAUAAACAGAUUUGCCAAGAGGCUCAAACAUUAGGAUUGAAUUUGCCGACUAUUUCAAAUGAUGUUCUAAAACCUUUUCAGCAAGUUUUUUUUAAAGAAUUCAAUGAUAAAUUGCCUCUCGAUAACCCGAUAAACCGCGAUGUUGAUUCGGCUAAUCAAAAUGUUCGACAACAAAAAAUGAAUAUCAAAGCCAAUGUUUACAGGAUUUAUGACCGCAAUAUAAAAGCAUUAACAGAUGCCAAAAAAAAUGAACCUUCGGUUCCAAAUAACGAAUUAGAAAAAUUAAAAAAUAAAGUCAUGGUUGCCAUAAAUGAAGUAUUGAGCGAUAAUAAUAAUUUACAAAAUAUUAAUUUGACUACUUUCGAAAAUGGCGAAUACCUAAAUUGA
Funneliformis geosporum is the source of this 900-nucleotide messenger RNA. The record is from the annotation of a GenBank genome assembly. NCBI's taxonomy places the organism in Eukaryota, Fungi, Glomeromycota, Glomeromycetes, Glomerales, Glomeraceae.